CGCCGCGGAACAACAGCUGAGUUUGUUAUUUUACGUAAAAAUAAUAGUAAACGAUAUUAAACGUUCUAUUAAUAAUUUAGUAAAGAAUUACAUUAAUAAUUAAUUAAUUAAGACUUUAAUUAUUGGCUGGUGUUAAAAAAAAUUAAAAACAGUGUUUAGUUUUAGUUAAAAAAAAAUUAAUUUAUUUUUAUUUGUGACAAAGUAUAAAUAUAUUUAUUCAAAAUUGAUACCCAGGUUGGAAAAACGAUGGCGGGGAAGGAGGAGGAGGAGCUGGUGCCCAAAAAGAAAAGUCGCGAGGACUGGAGAAAAGCCAAGGAGUUAGAAGAAGCGCGAAAAGCUGGUACAGCUCCAGCUGCUGUUGAUGAAGAAGGUAAAGAUAUUAAUCCACACAUUCCUCAGUACAUCAGCGCAACACCCUGGUAUUUUGGGUCAACUGGUCCCACUUUGAAGCAUCAGCGUCCUCAGCCAGAGAAGCAAAAGACUCUGAGCGGCAUCGACGAUUGGUAUCGCCGAGGUGUUGACACUACAAAAGUUGCUAAGAAAUGGAAACCUGGUUCCUGUGAAAACUGCGGGGCCGAGGAUCACAAGAAGAAGGACUGUUUCGACAGACCUAGAAAAGUCGGCGCGCGUUGGACUAACAAAGACAUCGCGCCCAACAGUUUCGCGCAGCCGACCUUGUCCACAGACUACGACGGGAAACGCGAUCGCUGGGCAGGUUAUGAUCCAGCAGAGCAUCGCGCCAUCGUCGAGGAGUACCAGAAAAUCGAGGAUGCCAAGAGACAAAUCCGCGCGGAGAAAUUAAACACCGGGGAAGACGACGGCGGCCAGGAUUCCGACAAAGACGAGGACAAGUAUGUCGAUGAAGUUGACAUGCCUGGUACUAAAGUUGAUUCCAAGCAGCGGAUCACUGUGCGUAAUCUGCGUAUCCGUGAGGACACUGCCAAGUAUUUGAGGAACUUGGAUCCAAACUCCGCUUACUAUGACCCUAAGACCCGAUCUAUGAGAGAUGAUCCCUAUGCUGGAAAGAAUGUCGAGGUGGAUUACCAGGGAGAGAACUUUGUGAGGUUCACUGGUGACACGACCAUGCACGCGAACGCUCAAUUGUUUGCCUGGGAUGCCUACGAGAAGGGAGUUGACGUUCACUUGCUCGCUGAGCCGACGAAACUGGAACUCCUGAAGCAGGAGUACGAUAAGAAACGUGACGAGUUGAAGGACAAGGUCAGGACUAGUAUCAUUGACCGGUACGGAGGUGACGAGCAUCUGAAACAGCCGGACUGCGACCUGGUGUCAGCCCAAUCUGAGCACUACGUCGAGUACUCGCGCAGUGGGAAGGUCAUCAAAGGACAGGAGAAGCAGGUGAUCCGUUCAAAGUACGAAGAAGACGUUUUCAUAAAUAAUCAUACGUCUGUCUGGGGCUCCUGGUGGUUCAAGGGACAGUGGGGUUUCAAAUGCUGUCAUUCUUACGUUAAAAAUUCUUAUUGCACUGGAGAAGCUGGAAUAGCUGCUGCUGAUGCGGCUCAGAAUAUGGUAAUCCCUUCGAGAUCUGGAGCGGAUGAGACGAAAGACGUUGAAGAGAAAAGUAAAUCCAAGAAACGGAGAGACGAAUCCAGUUCGAGUGAUUCAUCUUCGGAGGAUGAGGAGGAGGAGGACAAGGAAAAGGAUGAAGAGAAAGAGGAUAAAAGAUCAAAGAGUGAGCGUAAGAGUUCGGCUAAAAGAGAAAAACGUAAACGGCACAAGGAGAAGCUUAAGCAUAAAAAGAAACUGAGACGCGCGUUGGAGAAAGAAGAAGAGCACCAGAGAGAAGUUGAUAGACUGUUGAAAAUGGAUGAGCGGAAACGACCGUAUAAUUCGAUGUAUGAAGUAAAAGAGCCAACUGCUGAAGAGCUCGAAGCUUUCCAGAUGAAGCGCAAACAUGAUGAAGAUCCUAUGGCACAAUUUAAUCUGUAAAUUUUUUAAUGGACUGUGUAAUCAUCUAUUAUCAUGUUAAUAAAAUAUAUUUAAUUUAAAA
Messenger RNA from Microplitis mediator, 2008 nucleotides. RefSeq names its product pre-mRNA-splicing factor Slu7 (gene Slu7). The coding region runs from base 247 to 1947 and encodes 566 amino acids. The transcript has a single exon. Gene Ontology annotation, molecular function: pre-mRNA 3'-splice site binding. Lineage: Eukaryota; Metazoa; Arthropoda; Insecta; Hymenoptera; Braconidae. Gene Ontology annotation, biological process: mRNA splicing, via spliceosome. Gene Ontology annotation, cellular component: spliceosomal complex. The record is from RefSeq and is a predicted model, not a curated record.